AUGAGGCGCUGCCCAUGCCGAGGGAGCUUGAGCGAGGCCGAAGCUGGGGCGCUGCCGGCGGCGGCCCGCAUGGGGCUGGAGGCGCCGCGAGGGGGCCGGCGGAGGCAGCCCGGACAGCAGCGAGCCGGGCCGGGUGCCGGAGGCCCGACGGGACGGCCCGAGGGGGGCGGGCCCCAGGCCGGGGCCGAGAGCUCCAGGCUGGUCCCCACGGAGCCCGAAGCGGGGACCGCCGGCCUGGGAGCGGACAGCAGCAGCAGCAGCAGCAGCAGCGAGACGCCGCCGGCCGACAGGUCAGAAGGGAGCAGCCACGGGGCAGAGCCCUGGACGGAGGCCGGCACUCUCUGGCCUGAGCCACACAGAUCCGACCUGCAGUCUCAGCGGGACAGGGACAGGCCCGGGGCCGAGAACCUGCGGACUCAGCACAGCAGGUCCAACUCAGAGAGCACCUGCGUCUCUCCGGAGCUUGGGGCUAAUGACUCUUGCAAAGAUGUGGGCGCUGCUACUGCCUCUGUCCAGGAGCCACCUGGCGCCGAUGGCCCCCUGCUACAGCCGGAUACUGCUACUGCCUGGACACAGCGGGGCAUUGCUGAGGAUCCCCAAACAGCACCUGGGACAGACUGCCUUGUAGGAGAGCAUCCUGGCAGCGACACUGGGCCAGGGGAAGACACAGGACCUGGGCAGUUGGUGACUGACCUGUACUCGCACCUGGAGGGUAACCCCCUGUGCCCUGUACCCCGCCUCAUCAUCACCCCUGAGACCCCAGAGCCGGACGCCCAGCCCGUGGGAGCCCUGUCCCGGGCUGAGGUGGGCAGCGGCGGCUUCUCCUCUGCCUCCUCUUUCGACGAGUCGGAGGACGAUGUGGUGGACGUGGUGGCUGGGGAUGGAGGUGCCAGCGAUCCCGAGGACAGGGCCGGGAGCAAACCAUGGAAAAAGUUGAAGACAGUUCUGAAGUAUUCACCUUUCGUGGUCUCCUUCCGGAAACACUACCCCUGGGUCCAGCUUUCAGGACACGCAGGGAACUUCGAGGCGGGAGAGGACGGGCGGAUUCUGAAACGCUUCUGUCAGUGUGAGCAGCGCAGCCUGGAGCAGCUGAUGGAAGACCCGCUGCGGCCGUUUGUGCCAACCUACUAUGGCACGGUGCAGCGGGACGGCCAAGCCUUCAACCAGAUGGAAGAUCUCCUAGCCGAUUUCGAAGGCCCCUCCAUCAUGGACUGCAAGAUGGGCAGUAGGACCUACCUGGAGGAGGAGCUGGUGAAGGCACGGGAACGUCCCCGGCCCCGCAGGGACAUGUACGAGAAGAUGGUGGCCGUGGAUCCCGGGGCCCCCACGCCCGAGGAGCAUGCGCAGGGGGCCGUCACCAAGCCCCGCUACAUGCAGUGGCGGGAGGCUGCCAGCUCCACAUCCACCCUGGGCUUCCGCAUCGAGGGCGUUAAGAAGGCUGAUGGGACCUGCAACACCAACUUUAAGAAGACGCAGGCGCUGGAGCAGGUGACCCAGGUGCUGGAGGACUUUGUGGAUAGAGACCCCGGGGUCUUGAGAAAGUACGUGGCCCGCCUGGAGCAGCUCCGCGACACUCUGGAGCAGUCCCCCUUCUUCAGGACUCACGAGGUGGUGGGCAGCUCCCUGCUCUUUGUGCACGACCGCUCGGGCCUGGCCAAGGUGUGGAUGAUUGACUUCGGCAAGACAGUGGCCCUGCCUGCCCACCAGACCCUCAGCCACCGACUGCCCUGGGCCGAGGGCAACCAUGAGGAUGGUUACCUGUGGGGCCUGGACAACAUGAUCCACCUCCUACAGGGGCUGGCCCGUAGCUGACCCUCCCAGCAUGCCUGGCUCAUUCACCGGAUGGGGCCGCUCCAGCCAGAGGAACCCCACAUGCAACGGGGGCCUGAGUGUGGCAAGUGGGGCAGCGACCUCCAGGAUGGGAGAGGUUGAAGGCCUCCACGAUACCACAACACGUGCAGGCGAGGUCAUGCCAGCCAGCCGAACCAGAUCAGUCCCCGGACCACAGGUUACGGAGGGGCCACCGGCAGCCUCCACUGAACGACACCAGCCAAGAGCCCACCUCAGCUGUUAGAGGGUGCAGGCGUGACCGUGAGGACCACAGCGUCGCUCAUGAUCAAAUGCAAGAGCCACUUGUCUCCUGAUUUAGUGAGGACACUGCGCGCACAGAGUGUCGCCUCUGGCCUAGGGUCGGUGCUGCAGGCGGGCCGAGGGUGGGGCUCCCCGGCCAGCUGCCCUGCCAGGGCUGGUGUGCUCCUCCCGUGGAUUCUGCGGACCAGCAGCCGCACUCUGCCCUCUGGCACCUUCAGCCCCAGGACUUUGUCCUUUGUGCCAGGACACAUGGUCCCUGUGUGUUUCCUCCUGGCAGACUACAGUGCCUGGACCUAAGGCUCCUGCAGGGGAACGUGCAGC
This is a messenger RNA of Ochotona curzoniae (black-lipped pika), 2412 nucleotides long. It is a transcript of the gene ITPKC, whose product is annotated as inositol-trisphosphate 3-kinase C. The record is from RefSeq and is a predicted model, not a curated record. Bases 1 to 1812 code for a protein of 603 amino acids. Gene Ontology annotation, biological process: inositol phosphate biosynthetic process. Lineage: Eukaryota; Metazoa; Chordata; Mammalia; Lagomorpha; Ochotonidae. Gene Ontology annotation, cellular component: nucleus; cytoplasm. Gene Ontology annotation, molecular function: inositol-1,4,5-trisphosphate 3-kinase activity; inositol tetrakisphosphate kinase activity. The transcript is spliced from 7 exons.